This is a messenger RNA of Lymnaea stagnalis (great pond snail), 27429 nucleotides long. The record is from the annotation of a GenBank genome assembly. Lineage: Eukaryota; Metazoa; Mollusca; Gastropoda; Lymnaeidae.
GGUGUAAUGCACUGGUGAUCUGUUGAUGGUAAGCCCAGUUCUUUGGAUUAUUGUUUAACUAACAGCGUGUCGGAUUUAAGAAUAGGACAUUUUUUUUAUUGAUUGGAUUAAUUGGAUUCUUCUGGAGCCAUUCCAAUGGAGACAUUCUAAUGGAUUCAUUCUUAUAACUUAUGGAGUCAUUCGUAUGGAGUCAUUCUCGUGGAGUAAUUCGAAGACACCAAUACACAGUAUUUAGGUAAGUAGUUUGGUGGUUGGUCAGUCUAGAAAAUACAAAAAGGGGAUCCCAUAGGGGGCAUGGGCGAUGCCGGUGGGGGGGGGGACAAAAGAAGGAACGACGGCUGAGGCAAAUUGAUUGUAUCCUUGUAACUAAUGAGAUAAAAUUCAUUUUUUGUUGUUGUUGUUCCAAAUAAAUGGAAAUCUGUGUUGAGCACAUCUUCAAUUCAAUGUUGAUAAUCGGUGUACAUAUUCUGUGUACAUAUUCUACGUACAUAUUCUGUGUACAUAUUCUGUGUUCAUAUUCUGUGUUCAUAUUCUGUGUACAAAAUCUUGUGUACAUAUUCUGUGUACAUAUUCUGGGUUCAUAUAAUGUGUACAUAUUCUGUGUACAUAUUCAAUUUCAGAAUAUUGAUCAAAAUAGAUUAAGAUUACACAUUUUUAAAACUAUACAAAAAAAAAAAAAAAAAAAAAAAAAAAAAAAAAAAAAAAAAAAUGUGUGCAGUGGCGUAGCUAGGGUAAUUGCGGCUCGGGGUGGGGGCAAUAUUUUUUUUACCGCCCACUUCCGUGAAAAAUAGUCUACGGUUAUCCGAAAAUACCACCCCUUCAUACAAAAAAAAAUACGCCCGGGGCUGACCACCCUCUCCGCACUCCGCCCCUUUCUUACGCCACUUAAUUGCUGUGGGUUUUGAAAUUAUAGAUCAUCUCCUGAUUCCUAUGCGUUUUAUCAACAUCAGGAACAUAUACAUCCCAUGCACCCCCACCCCCCCCCCUUGAAAAUACACUUCCUAUACACCCCCCCCCCCCCACCCUUUCUUACGCCACUUAAUUGCUGUGGGUUUUGAAAUUAUAGAUCAUCUCCUGAUUCCUAUGCGUUUUAUCAACAUCAGGAACAUAUACAUCCCAUGCCCCCCCCCCCCCCCCCCUUGAAAAUACACUUCCUAUACACCCCCCCCCUCCCUUACCAACCGAGUAUCCACUCAUUCUGACAGGAGCAGUUUAUUGCAGGAGACGGACAACACCACUUCUACUUUUUGUUUCAAUUAAAACUUCGUUUCCGAAACAUAAAUCAGAGUCACGAAUUAAACCAGGGGUCCUCAGCCCGGGGAGGCUCGUGUGAACACGGAAAAGGGGGGGGGGGUUGGUUGGUUCGAGGUGGCAUUUUUGGGGAGUGUGAGGAAAAGGGAUUAUAAGAACAGAUGAAGAGAGAAAGCGAGAGGAGGAGAGAACGAUGGAGAGAGAGAAAUGAGAGAGAGAGAGAGAGAGAGAUAAAACGACUGAGAGAGAAAGAGAGAGAAAGAGAGAGAUAGAAAACGAGAGAAUAAGAGAGGACAGAGAAAUAGAGACUGGGAGAGAAAGAUAAAGAAAGAAAGAUAGAUCAAUCGAUCGAUCGAUAGAAAGAGAAAUAGAGAGAGAGAGAUAGAUAGAGAGAGAGUGAUAGAUAGUUAGAUAGAGAGAGAGAGAGAGAGAGAGAGAGAGAGGAGGGAGAGAUGUAAAUAAUUAUGCAUGAUGUUAACUUGUCUUUUAAGUUAACAGUUUUCCUAUUUCUAUAAUGAAGCGUUUACAUUUCUAAUCCACGAAUAAGGGUUAAGCAUUGAAUAAAAUUAAUUAGUUACAUUAGAAUUUUUUCCCCAUAAGGCAAUUUAUUUUUUUCUUCAAAAAUUUGAUCCAAACAUCCUAAAACGUGAUGAGACACCUUGAAACCACAUGGCAUGAGCGUCAUGUCUUUAUUGACAGCUUGAGCCUAGCCCCGCCCCUCCACGUCACGACCAAUCGCAGCGGAUUAACUUCUCCUCUUUUCUUUUCCUCUUCCCUAUUUAAUCUCUAACCUACUUAUUUUAUGUCGCAAUUCUUUUCCUGCCCUCUCGGAUUCUACUUCUCAGCUAAAGGCUAUUUUUUUUCUUCAAAUUUAUUGUUUUUUUCUUCUGUUGUUUGUUCGCUGACGAAGGCUUCCUGCCGACACGUCCGUUGCUUUGUUGUGUUCUUUUUUCAGGUUGGACCUUACUUUGUUUUACUCAUUUCCUAUUGAUGAGAUACAGUUAUUUAGUCCCACCGACCUCACAGAGAGAUAGGGCUGACUCAGUAUGUGUUGAUUUGGUGGCGGUCAGGGUCAAGGGUCAAGUUCAACUCGGGGAAGAUUUUAAAAUAUCUCUUUAUCGGGAAAUUAAAUAGAAAAAAAACCACAGUGGGUUAAAGACAUCCAGUGAUAAUUUAAAUCACAGCAACAGAGUGAUAGAGAGGGGGCGAUAGAGACAGAUUGAGAAUGAGAGAAAGAGAUAGAGAUAAAGAGAGAUGGGGAGAGAGAGAGAGAGCACGAUAGAGAGACAGAGAGCACGAUAGAGAGACAGAGAGAGAGAAUGAGAAAAAAGAGAUAGAGAGAUGAAGAGAAAGCGAGAAAGAGAGAGAGAUAAAAAGAGAGAGAGAGAGUUUUGUUCAACUGCGCACAUAUUUGUAAAGUACAGUGAGUAGGCGCGGCUUUUCGCUUUGUUAAAAAAAUAAUAAUAUUGUUUCGGGUGUGUGCGCUGUCCACCAUUGAUUUUUAAAUGGUAAAAACCUGCUCACGAUGACACACAUACCGCCACCUGGUGGUGUGAUGGACGCGAUGUACAAUCUCCUGUCUACAUGUACACGCCGUACACAGUCGUGAAGCACAAAAACAACGGAACUCACGUAUAGUUUAAUUAAGGCAGAUGUAGUAUAAAGGGAGUGCGUACUUAAUUUAUGUAUGGUUGGCAUCCCCUCGGAGGCGUAGCGAGGGAGUUAGGCGCCCGGGGACAAGAUUCGCGCCCGGGGACAAGAUCCAUGUUAAAGCGCCCCUUCUUCUUUUUUUCAACUCUCAAACCCAUUAUUUUUACCAAUAAUAUAAUAUCAAAGCACAUUUUGGCGCCUCUAACUAGCUUGCACCCAGGGACAUCUGCCCCCCUCCACCCCCUCGCUACGCAUCUGCAUCCCCUUCUACUCCUCCAACCAUCCGGUCAUUUUGUCUUUUGACCCCUUUCGCCUCCUUAUAUAUAUAUAUAUAUAUAUAUAUAUAUAUAUAUAUUUUUUUCCUCUUCUCUCUCUCAUAUAUAUAUAUAUAUAUAUAUAUAUAUAUAUAUAUAUAUAUAUAUAUAUACAUAUAUAAUAUAUAUACAUAUAUAUACAUGAAAAUAUACAUCAAAGUAACCCACCUAACAUUCUUUACAAUGUAGAAUUUGUUCCUCUUUUAAAAAAAAAUAAAUAAAUAAUACUUUUUUUUUUACAAAUCUUGAAUGACUGAAACUAUUAUUCCUCUGCCGAACGGAAAUCUCUCUGCAAAUCAGUUACGUGGUCAGUCUAAUCGAGCGUCCAUAUUAGGGAGAUGAAAAGUGCUACUGAGACUGUUUAAUUUUUUUUUAAAAGAACUUCAGCGUACCGCAAAGUAGAGACGUUAUCUAAAAAAAGUAUGUGAACGCGAUAUUUUAAAUGAAUACAUAAUAAUAUGUAUAUGAAUUAGUUAUUGCUCGCCAAACACUGGCGGCGUCAAUGCGUGAACUUCCCAUCUACUAAAGUUACUUGACAAAACAUGAACUCAAGUAACGCACAUUUAAGAAUCCCAAUAUUUGCUACACCCCUUCCCCCCCCCCCAUGCUACGUCACUGCACACUUUUUAUUUCACGCACAUGAACUGUAUUAAAUAUUCUGAUGUCCCAACCGCUUUUAAACCUAAUAUUUUUUUACACCAUGCUUCGAUUGAGACGACUUCAUUUUCCGAAAAUAAAAUAUUACGCGCCAAACGCACUUGUGUUAUGUAAAAAAAUAAAUCAUUUAGCGUAGUUAUCGGGAAUUAUAUUUUGCACGCUUUUGAAACCACUAUUGAACCAUACGUUUAGAAUUAUUUGUAAGAUACUCUCAAUACCAAAUUCGCUGAUCAGGAAGCAGUCCAUACGGAAGCAGUCCACGAGACACACCAGAAGCGUAAAAUAUUUAAGAGAUAAGAGAUGUAUAUAUCCCCCCCCCCACACACUUUUUUCUCCCACCUAAAUAGUAUGUAACAAAAUUAGCCUCGUCUUUGAACUAAACGCACUAAAAACUGUCUUUAGAAGGGUCAUGACCAUGAGGCAUCAGGGACUUCAAGCGGGGAAAAGUCCAGAACAGAUGAUUCGGUCCACCAGAUUUAAGUGGGGUCUUCAAAAACGGAAUGUUUUUUUUUUUUCAUGAGUUGAGAACCGGACCAGAAAAAAAAAAGAGAUUGGAGAUGGAUAUCGGUGACGUUUACUAGCUGACCCCCUUAGCACCCCAACCAGGCUACUCACCGCAGAAACGUUGAACGAGUAAUCGAGACUUUGAACAUGAUACCUUUGCUAACACCGGCAGGGAAUAAUAUUAUAACAAUUCAAAAAUUUAGAUGUUAUUUGUGUAAAGUUAAGUAUAUAUAUAUAUAUAUAUAUAUAUAUAUAUAUAUAUAUAUAUAUAUAUAUAUAUAUAUAUAUAUAUAUAUAUAAUAGAACGACCAAAAUGUCGGCUUCGGUUUCGGCGCCGACAGUUGCCGUUUGAUCACUUUCGGCCUCGGCCGAAACAGAAAAGUUAAGUUUCGGUUUAUUUUCGGUUUUGUCCUCAGGUGAUUGAGGCCUUCAGUCUUCUACCAGUUCUCUAAUGGUUACCCGUCCGUCGGCCGGCAAUCCGAUUUUCAUUGUUGCUCGACGUCUUCCUCUCAUCGUAUAGUACAUAACACAUCCUCUGCCAACACGGCUGCGUGUUGACUCACGUGUCCAAUAUUUCCACAAACAAACAAAAAAUGAAAUUUCAAUAAAGCAAAGGGAAAAGUAAAUAGUUUUGUGGGGAAGACAAAAACAACCACUAAGGGGAUGGUAAUAUUUUAAAAAGGGGCUAACAUUCGAGAGCAAAUGGAAAAUUGACUAUUUCAAAGUUAAUCCAGAUCCGAUAUGGAUGAUAAACAAGGGGUUUGUUGGGCUAAACAACAAAAAGUAGUUAAGACAUUUACAGCUGACCGAUGGUUGAAGUGACACUACAAAAAAAAAGUGUGGGGGUGUGUGAGGUUCAAUUUCUUCGGCCAAUUGUACGAGACACUUAAGACAAAUAAAUAUUGCCAUAAAAGUUGCCCCGUCACCUUUCGCGGCGCGCAGAACGUCUUUGAAAACGAGUUUUGAAAUCUUUAAAUAUUUCGGUUUUGGCCGAAAGACUCGUUAAGCUGCUGGUUCCAGCUGCGGCUUUAGUUUCGGCUGAAAAUCAAUGGUUUUGGCCUGGUUUCGGUUUCGGCCAAAAUCAGAAAAAUUACUUUCGGUGGGUCCCCAAUAUAUAUAUUGGUGUAAGUUUAACAAAAACCUAAUCCCCACAAAUAGCUACUGUGAACCUAGUUUUGUUUAAGAAAUAUAUCUUUAUGUAAAGUUACGGUAAACAUAUUUUUUUGUUGACAAGCCCAUAUCUGGUGUGUAUCCGUUAGGUGGCGGCCCUGAAGCGCUACGGCUCCUACCCAUGUUAACCUGGCGAUUGAAACCAAUUUAUUAUCCCAAUAACUCACGGUGUAUGCAGCUGAUAAGAGAUUCUCAUUUUUCUUUUUAAAGAAACGACGCGUGUUGGGUGGUGGUUUGGGGGGGGGGGGGGGGGGGGACUUUUAAGUAGAUUGUCAUUGUUUCUCCCAUCUCUGGUGUUGCGAUAUAGGACUUGGGGUGCGUUUCCACACUCCUACUAGGAUCUCACCCUCCAACUGGGGUCCCAUGCUCCUACUACACCUACCCUCCUUGUACACCCACCCUCCUAUUUGUGUCCUCCCCUCCUACUUGUGUCUCACCCUCAUUUUCGUGCUCCACCUUCCUACUAGUGUCCCACUCUCCUACUAGAUCCCACCCUCCUACUAGGGUCUCACCCACCUACUAAAUCCCACCUUCCUACUAGGUCUCACCCACCUACUAGGGUCUCACCUCCUACUAGAUUCCACCCGCCACUGGCAGGCAUCCCGCCUUUCUACUGGGCUCUAAUCUCCCACUGAGGCUCCACCCUCCCACUCGGGUCUCACCUCCUACUUGGGUCACAUCCUCCUAUUGGGGUCCCACCCUCCUACUACACCCACCCUCCCACUCGGGUCUCACUCUCCUACUUGGAUCACAUCCUUCUAUUGGGGUCCCACCCUCCUACUACACCCACCCACCUACUAGGGUCUCACCCUCCUACUUGGGGUCACAUCCUCCUGCUACACGCCAUCUCUUUUAUUCAAAUUGUACGUUUACAUUAACAUAAAUCUUGUUAGUCAUGUGAUCAGACAGCUAACGCAGUGUUCAUUUCAAGCCAGUUUUUUUUAAAACGAAAUCUGAUAACGCUAUAAUAUUUUGAAACGGACCACGUCACAUGUAUGUACCUGUACUUGACUUGAUGCCAAGUUGAAAUAACUCCUCAUUAUCUUACGUCAAGAGUCACAUUUACCCAGAGGCAUAGCUAGAGUUUUUCGACGCCAGGGAACAAGAUUCAUUUUUAAGAGCCCCCCCCCCCCCUUUUCUUUUUUUUCAACUCUCAAACCCACUAUUUUCAUCAAUACAAUAAUAUCAAUUCAAAUUUUUGCGCCCUCCAGCUUGCCUGGCACCCAGGGACAUCUGUCCCCCCUGCUCCCCUCCCCUAGCUACUCCUCUGCAUUUACCCUGUGCUUGCUGACCCUUUCUUGUUCCUGUUUCCUUCAGUCGUACCUGUUAUUCUACUGGUGAAAACAUCACGAGUGCUCUUUGAUUGUAUCUCGCCUUCCCGUUGCGGUCCGUCCCCCACAACUGUCAGUUUCGUAUCGCAACCUCCGCGCUCUUUUAGAGUUGAGAAUCGGCCCUGCAGUUCAAGACACCGCGGAGAGAUCUCCUUUUGCUCUUUGGGGGAUUCCUUGCAGUACGGCGCUUAGCACUGAAACCCGAGCGCUUCUUUUGUAGUAGUGGCCCAAGGAAUGUCAACAAAAAAUGCCUCGGGAUCAGUGGUUCUAAGAAAGGUGCCUUCCCAUAGGACAUCGAAGGAGCUGUGGAAUUCAGUACAAUGUCAUAUUGGUAGAAACGACCUCAACCUGCUGGUGGGAAAUCUUACAUGUUCUCCUUUUUUUUUUGUUUGUUUCUUUGUUUGUUUAUUGUUUGUUUGUUUAUUGUUUGUUUUGGGUAAGGUGUUGCGGCGAGGACUUGACAUUAUUUAAACGGAUCAGAUUGUGUCAUUCUUUUCUUUCCUUUUUUGUUGUUGUUGAUGUUGUUGUAAAUAAGGGAGUCGUGUGAGUAUCUCACGCGAACUCGUUAAUGUAUAAGGCGAGGUACUUAGAUUAAAGAAUUGAGACCCACCACACGUUUUGGUUAUGUCCCCGCAGGUUUGUUUCACUUUGAAUUUGAACAGUGCACAGGGCCAGGCAUGUGUGUGACGUAUCGAGUUCCGUGGCAUUAUUGCUGAGUAAAUAUUGUUCAGAAGUUUAUAGUUCCUGGUUGUGAGUCUGCCCGCGGCAAUGUUGUGGUUGGUUUUUGUUUUUUGUGUGGUGUUUUUGUGAUUCUUUUAUUAGGGGGCUGGUACGCUGGUACAAACACGUCUUUUUGACUUGGUACAAGGACGUGUAUAGUUAUAACUAUCCUCGGAGUUUAUGCGAUUAACUGUAUAAGAAUCAAUACAAAACAGUUUUUUUUUAAAAUUAUUAAAUUAUGUUAGACAUGAAGCACUUGAUUAAAAAAAUAAACAACACUAAAAUUCAUACGAUAAGCCGAGGACCAUUUGGCAUGUCCCUAAUGCCCGUGACAUUCUGUUCACGUGACCUCCUGUGCCCGUGACCUUCUGUUCACGUGACCUCCCGCUCGGAGUGUUGGAGCCAAUUCUACUUGCAUGGAGUCGGAUUCAGUAAAAUGCCCACAGAUUCAAAGAAUUACCGAAACCUUUCUCUGAAAGCAUCGCAUGGUUUCAUUCUAACUGGCUUUAAACACUAUAAAAUAAAUAAGGAUUUCCCCCUUCACGGUAGUAUUCUUUAAAAAAAAAUUUUUUUCCCCCGGAUGAUUGUAAUGCAUGACGGGCAACAUCUAGUAGUUGUUGGUGUAUUGUUGUGAAGGCUUUGUUGGCAAUUCGGCAGGUUUGUUGCUGUUUCAAGUAGUGUUAGUUUUAGCCUUUGUGAUGAGCUCAAUUUCAGUCAAUUUUUCAGUUAAGCUUUAGUAAUAAUUAUACAUAAUGCACAAGUAAACGUUUCGGCAGAUGCCUUCAUCAGUACAAACAGCAUUAGGGACAUGCUCGUUAGAAGCCACCUCCCUGCUAUUACAGCACACAAAGACACCAAAAGUUGCAAUCGUAGCCGUUGUAACACAUGUCCCUACGUGAUUGAAGCUGAUAAGAUCACUUUCCCUCUGGAAAUAUUCAGAAGAAAAGAGGCCUUUACCUGCACAUCAUUUGAAAAAAGUGCGGUAAAUUAUACGUAGAAGAGAAAGGUCGUCGCCUUGGAGAGCGGUUCAGAGAACACCUCAAUAACAUAAAUAAACAAGCUCUCUGUCCGGUCUUCAAACAUUUCAAUAGCCCUAAACAUGAUGGUAUCUCAGACAUCGCAGUUACUGGUAUACUAUAUACUAGUAACACAACAGAUAGAAUCUAUAUGGAGAAUAAAUUAAUAACACGAUUUGGUACGUUGUCUCCAUAUGGGAUAAACCAAAUCCACAAUUUUACCUAGCUGCCAUGUCUUUUUCCUGUUUGAUUUUUACAAUUUUGCUCACAUCACUUCCUAUUUUUUUAUAUUUUUUAUUUUUUUAGGUAGGAUAUGUAUAUUUAUAUUAUGUAAUUAUAAUUUAUUCUUAUUUUUUAUUUGUACUGAUGAAGGCAUGUGUCGAAACAUUUACUUGUGUAUUAUGUAUAAUUAUUAUUAAAGCUUAACUUAAAUUGUUAUAGUGACCCAAAUUGUUCGUGUCUUAAUAAUCUAGAGUGGUUCAAGGACGUUAUUGCUCGGACCAAUACUGUUAUAGUGACCCAAAUUGUUCGUGUCUUAAUAAUCUAGAGUGGUUCAAGGACGUUAUUGAUCGGACCAAUACAUUGGGGGGGGGGGGGACAACAACAACGUCUAUCUAAUACUUGAUUGUAGUUUUAAAAAAAAUUCUUCCUAAGUUUUGAAUUCAACAAAGGAUGAUGGUAUGCUAACAAUUUGCAAGCUCCAGACACCCAACCUGGUUGGCUGGCUACCUCUGAGCUUGAGUUGAGAGCUUUUGUGUUACUGGAUUCAAUCUUCACACGUUCUGAAUAAAAAUGAGCUUUGAAAUCUCUCAAUUUUUUAUGUAGUCACACGAUAGUAUUAAUAAGUAUGCAGCAGGUUUUACCAAACUUUGCAAAGUUUUUUAACACAUAAAUAUGCUAUAUAAACACCAUUUUUUUUUUUUUUUGCUUUAAAAAUGACACAUUGAGCAGCAGAGCAUUAUUACUGCCAGGAGCGCCAAAUUCUAGUGGCGUUGUUUUGAUUUAAAAAAAAAAAAUAUUUUAAACCCCAAAUUCACGGAAAAUAAGUUAUAUUUAAAGUAGGCCUAAUGAUAUUAUUUUUGUGUAAAAAAUCCCUAGUUUGAUUUGUUAAGCGAGCUCCUUCAAUAACAUUUACACCAGCGGUUCUCAACCUGUGGGUUACAACCCCCUUAGGGGGUCGAACGACCGUUACACAGGGGUCUCCUAAGACCAUCGGAAAACACAAAUUUAUGAAGUGGCAACAAACAUAAUUUUAUGGUGGUUCUGGGGGAAGGGGGGGGGGGUCACCACGACUUGAGGAACUGUAUUAAAUGGUCACGGCAUUACGAAAGUUGAGAACCACUAUGACUAUUUGUGUUUUCUUAUCCCUCAUUUAGAAAGUAGGGAUUCACUCGACACUUGAAAGCAAAAGAAACAACAACAACAACGAUAGAAGUAAAAAAAAAAAAAAAGUCAGAGAAAAUAUAACUGUUUUCGAUCUUUUCACCCCGAUCAAAAUUAUGAAGUCUGAUGUAUGGACGAGACAUUUGAUGGAUUCGUAGACUCAAGACAUGUGACUCAAACUGACGUCACCCAAACCUUUUUUUUUUAGAUCAGUGAUUUGACAGAGGCACAGCUUCAGUUCAGCGCAGUAAAAAAAAAAAAAAAAAGACUUAAUAAAAAAAAAAAACUCGGAGAUAUCACGGCUACGAGGAGACAAUACAUGCUUCAAAACAUCGGUUGGCGCACAGGGGGCGCCAAAACCAUUUCAAGGCGGGAGAUCGUAUAUUUAAUAACAGCCAGUUAGCAUAAAUUAUGCCUCACCGUGUUCGAAUCGUGCAAGGGCAAGGCAAAAUAGCCUCAUUUUUCACUUUCUAGGAUAGGAUAAAAUCUCCAUCAAGGGUAACUCUUUUGAGUGAUACCGUCGUUAUUGAUACCCGUAGUUAAUACUCCCAUUCAUCGUGGAUACUGUAUCGGUCAAGCUGAUUGUAUUUUGACUCUGAUGUACACCCGAGGCUUGAAUAAACUGGAGUAUUCGAUUUGACUUAAAUUUGAUGAGACUCGUGAUGAUUCUUUCCGCUGCCACCGGACGUAAGGUGUUGGUCUCAAAAUACGAGUCCAGAUAACUGAACAUCCGGAUAUUUCAAUUUGUGCCGUACACAGGCUCCAAAUAAAGAACGAUCAUGAAUUUUAAUUCGUAUGUAAACCUUAAUAUAUAUAUGUAUAUAUACUCCUACAAAGACAGUCAAGUUAUUAAUUAAGAAGACGGGUUGUCCAUUUUUUUGGCAGUCUUGAAACGGUUCCCAAAGAAGAGUAAAAACCUUCAGCGAGUCCUAGUGACAAAUCAAUGAGAUCGUUGGCCUUUAGCAGCUCUUUGUUUUCAAUCGAUGGUUUCCGGGUUUUCUGAGGCCAGAUUCCAGGGUCUGCGGGCGCUUAUUUCACCGGUCACAACAAAAUGCGCGUGUGGAGCUGUUGUAACCCAUCAAAGGUUUUCUCACUCGGGAUCCCUGUAAAUCUGGCUUACACUCGUUUAAAUAAACUAUUUAAAAAUCAUUACUUCUCUCAGACUGCUGGUCUAUUUGUUUCACAAGCAACUCCUAAGCAAAUCCUUUCGCAACCCCAUUUGAGGUCACCUCCCAUGGACUGGAAACCUGAGCUCUAGUAACUUGAUUAUCCCAUGACACAUUAUAACAUGUAGUUGCUUGUUGUUUUUUNCACAACACACAACACACACACACAACACAACACACAACACACACACACACAACACACAACACACACACACAACACACACACACAACACACACACACAACACACAACACACACACGCGCGCAAAUGCAUACAUAUAUAUUAUUCUUUAGAUGAUUUGAACGAUACUUUCAAUCAGUGGGUCUCCAAUGGAUGCACAAAGACAAAAUAGAUAACAUUUAGGAAGCGGCAUCUCUCAGGUUUGCGUCCCACACUUAAGGAAUGAAUCCUUGAUAAUGCUUACAAAUGUAUGAGCACGUGUUUUUGAAUGUUUCUCUGUGUCGACCCCAUCAUCCCCAGGCCCUCUUAUGAAACCUCUGGAAUAUGGCCAUGUGAGAAAAUAACAAGUUUUGUUGAACGUGUCUACAGUUUGAGACCAUGUGUUUUAAAACACUGCCUACUUUGACUAAGAUCCGGUUUUUAAAAACACUGCCUGCUUUGACUAAGACCCGGUGUUUAAAAACACUGCCUACUUUGACUAAGAUCCGGUGUUUAAAAACACUGCCUGCUUUGACUAAGACCCGUUGUUUUAAAACACCUCCUGCUUUGACUAAGACCCGUUAUUUUAAAACACCUCCUGCUUUGACCAAGACCCGUUGUUUAAAAACACCUCCUGCUUUGACUAAGACCCGUUGUUUUAAAACACCUCCUGCUUUGACUAAGACCCGUUGUUUAAAAACACCGCCUGCUUUGACUAAGACCCGUUGUUUAAAAACACCGCCUGCUUUGACUAAGACCCGUUGUUUUAAAACACCGCCUGCUUUGACUAAGACCCGUUGUUUUAAACACCUCCUGCUUUGACUAAGACCCGUUGUUUUAAAACACCUCCUGCUUUGACUAAGACCUGUUGUUUUUAAACACUGCCUUCUUUGACUAAGACCCGGUGUUUUAAAACACCGCCUGCUUUGACUAAGACCCAUUGUUUUAAAACACCUCCUGCUUUGACUAAGACCCGUUGUUUUAAAACACCUCCUGCUUUGACUAAGACCCGUUGUUUUAAAACACCUCCUGCUUUGACUAAGACCCGUUGUUUAAAAACACCGCCUGCUUUGACUAAGACCCAUUGUUUUAAAACACCGCCUGCUUUGACUAAGACCCGUUGUUUUAAAACACCUCCUGCUUUGACUAAGACCCGUUGUUUUAAAACACCUCCUGCUUUGACUAAGACCCGUUGUUUUAAAACACUGCCUGCUUAGACUAAGACCCGUUGUUUUAAAACACUGCCUGCUUAGACUAAGACCCGUUGUUUUAAAACACUGCCUGCUUAGACUAAGACCCGUUGUUUUAAAGCACUGCCUGCUUAGACUAAGACCCGUUGUUUUAAAACACCUCCUGCUUUGACUAAGACCCGGGACGCCAAAAAAGACUUCGCGUACAGUUUUACAAUACCUUCCGUCGUUACAGUUACCAUUCUUACAAUUUACGCGAACAAUAUCAGGCAUAUGGUGUCCGUAAUGGUGGGUUUAGUCACGGUUGAAUGCGGAAGACCUUGCAGUGGUCUAUUAUUUUAAACGGAUUAUCUUGCGACAGGUGAGGCGUUGCAGUGCGGUAGACUCCAACACGCAGUUCACAUGUGGCGCUGUGUGUGCAGGAUGUGCAUAGAGGAAUGAGUGUUUCCAGGUCGCUGUGUACUUUCAGACCCGGUGGUAAAUGAGCCCUUACUUAUCUGUUAAAGUGUCAGUUCACUCGGUGUCAUUUGGUUCGGUGUCAUUUGGUUCGGUGUCAUUUGGUUCGGUGUCAUUUAGCUCAUGUCAUUUAGAACGAUGUCAUUUUGUUUUGGUGUCAUUUGGUUCGGUGUCAUUUUGGUUCGGUGUCAUUUGUUCGGUGUUAUUUGGUUCGGUGUCAUUUGGUUCGGUGUCAUUUGGUUCGGUGUCAUUUGGUUCAGCGUAAUUUAGUUUGAUGUCAUUAAGUUUGGUGUCAUGUUAGUUUGGUGUCAUUUGGUUCAGCAUGAUCUGGUUCGGUGUCAUUUUCUUAUCUUCACACAUAGGCCAGACAGUCUCCAUAAACCACACGGCGCGCACUUAUCUUCACACGUGGCCAGACAGUCUUCUUAAACCACAUGGUGCGCACUUAUCUUCACACACGGGCCAGACAGUCUUCUUAAACCACACGGCGCGCACUUAUCUUCACACACGGGCCAGACAGUCUUCUUAAACCACAUGGUGCGCACUUAUCUUCACACAUGGGCCAGACAAUCUUCUUAAACCACACAGCGCGCACUUAUCUUCACACACGGGCCAGACAGUCCCCUUAAACCACAUGUGCGCACUUAUCUUCACACACGGGCCAGACAGUCCCCUUAAACCAAAUGGUGCGCACUUAUCUUCACACAAUGGCCAGACAGUCUUCUUAAUCCACAUGGUGCGCACUUAUCUUCACACACGGGCCAAAGAGUCUUCGUCCACUUAGACGCGAUACGUGAUGUCUGCGAUUCAUGAACAUUUAUGAUAUCCAAACUUUUUCUCACCUCCUUGGUAAACUAUCUAAAUCGUAUCAUUGAAAGCUGACACAAGCUCAUAUUAACAGUCAGCACUUUUAUAAAAAAAUGUAUUGAUAAUAGCCUUAAUCAGUGCCAGUGGCGUAGCGAGGCAGGUGCGGGGGGUGCGGACCGCACUGGGUGACACCAUUUUAGGGGUGACACCCGAUUGAAAAAUUGCAUAUUUACAGGGCACACAUUGCUCGCAAAAACCGAGAUUCAUAAAAGAAUAACCGAUCACACAUAUAUUUUUCACAAAUGUAACCAAAAUGCGUGCUUUAUUAAAAGUUCAAGGUUGAUGCUAUACUGUGGACUUAUUUUAACAAGAAAAAAUCGAUCAUAGAAGUUGGGGGGGGGGGGUGACACCCAUGAGUUUGCCGCACCGGGUGACACCAACCCUAGCUACGCCACUGAUGAGUGCCAUUAUAGGACCUUCCAGCCCGUUUUAGGAACCACUAAAGUAUUUUAGCCUUGAAGUGGUCCGUGAUGCUAUGGACCCUGGGAACAUUUCGUCACGCAAAUUUUGCAUGGCUGUUACGAUAAUGCACCUCAAGGAAAUUUUAGGUAAGGGACUAAAAAAUCUGUUCCGCAUGAGUGGCCCAGGAACAUCUGACACACGUGUGUGUUACAGCGCAAUCCAGGGGGGAGGGGGGCUAGAGAUGGUGGUGGUGGGGCACACUGACGUUUUUACGCUUGAGGCACAAGGUAAAGUUGACCUGGUUCAACGCUUUAAGUUUUCAUAAAGACAGCACAAUGCAUUAGUAACAGAGGUCUAACUUGUGUACGGUCACGGUUACAAGUGUGGUAUUAUAUAAAUCUAUAUGAACUCUUUACUGACACACGCCUGACUUAAUGACUGAUCGAUCGACAAUGAUAGAUACACUUACCACCCGAUUUACUGACUCACUUACUAAGGGGCCGAUUCAGUUACUGACUGAGGAAUUGACUUACCACCCGACUAUUAAUCUGACUGACUUACUGAGAGGUUUUGUGGCGCCUUAACCGGCUGACACACUGACUGACACACCAACUGACACACCGACUGACACACCGACUGUCACACUGACUGUCACACUUACUGUCACACUGACUGACACACUGACUGAGACACUGACUAACACACUGACUAACACACUGACUGACACACUGACUGACACACUGACUGACACACUGACUGACACACUUUCCUUCACACUGACUCACCCAACUGACUGACACACACACUGAUUGACACACUGACCUACACACUGACUGACACAAAUGACUGACACAUCGAUCGAUUAAACUACCGACUUGUCGACUCACAGAUCGACUGCGUGAAGUUUGUGAAAAGGUGGUGGACACAAUCUGACCUCAGUAUAAAAGGCGGUGGACACAAUCUGACCUCAGUAUAAAAGCCUUCACCUAUUUAUUCCCACCCUGAAUCUUAAAAAUUUUUAGAAAAAUUUAUUUUUGUAUACACACAUUCAAAAAUUGAUGGCAAAUAAGUCUACUGGAACACUGCGUGUUACGAUAACUUUCAGAGAAUGUUUGGGUUCUGCUGACAGCGAAUCAUGUUUUCUUUCGUCCUAAUUUUAAAAUAUUCUAGCUUAUUAACAAAUUCCGUUACUGAAUAAUUUGAAGUUUAACGAAACAAAACUUGUCCUAAAAUAAUAUCGCUAGAACUUGAUCUCACCGAAAAAAAAAAAAAUUAUUAUACGUAAAUAGAUCAUGUUUUCUUGCGUCGGUAUUUUUAAAUAUGUUACCUUAUUAAUAAAUUUCGUUACUGAAUAAUUUGAAGUUUAACGAAACAAAACUUGGCCUAAAAUAACACCGCUAGAACUUGAUCUCACCAAAAGAAUGAAACAAAAUAAAAUAAAUAAAAAAUUUGAUAUUAUUACGUGUAAUUAGAUAUUGUUUUCUUGAACAUUUUGACUAGCAUACAUGAGGACGCAGCCAUAAUUUACCCCCAUAAGCCUUUGAUUGUUCUACCCUACACCUACGUCUCCAUACACGCCAAGUCCGUCGCAGCAGGUGUUGUAACUCCGGCACGGUCAUCAAUCACGCUUGAUCGUUUUUCAGUAAUCAUUAUCGAUUACCGAUGAUUAGCACGUUAGAUCCAACCCUCUUUGUGCGCUGCCGUUCUUCGGUAUUACCAUUUCGCACAGCCGGAUUAAACCGGAGCACAACAGAUUACAAUAGUGUUGUUGUGUGGGAGUGUUGAACUACUUAUUCAGGGAAUUUAAUUAAUGUAAAUCUAGUUUGGGAUUUUGUCUGUUUGCUGUAAGCGUUCCUGAAAUGUUGAGUUAGAGGAUUUUAUUUGUUGUGAAAAUGUAUAUUUUAAAAAAAAUUAUUCCUAUUUAGAUACAGGUUUGUUGCUUAAGUAAAUAUUAGCCAUGCGCGAGUUAAAAAAAAAUAAUAUUAUAAAGAAACAAGUAGAUUCUUCAAUGCGAUAACGUCUCUUAUCGUAACUGAAUCGUAUGUGCAGUGGCCAGUUAAUUGUAAAAUUACAACCAUUUUUCCAAAAAAACUUAAAAAAAAAAAAAGGACAAUUCUUCCAAUUCCAAGAAGCUAUUUUUUUUUUUUUCCACCCCCCCAGUUGAGUUAUACAGGGGUACUCCCACCACAAGUAAAGUUACCUUGCUGGUCCCAUGACUCAACUCGACCCCUGGAUGACCCCGGAUGACCCCGGAUGAAACCCGAACCCGCUAACUCCUGGUUGCCAGGGAGACAACGUUUGUGUCAAAAUUCAGACAUUGCUGACCUUAGUUGAACAAUUCCCCGGGUUGCCAGGGAGACUACCUUUGUGGCAAGUGUCCGACUUUGUGAAGUGACCCAUAUUCCCUGGUUGCCAGGGAGACUACCAUUGUGGCAAGUGUCCGACUUUGGGAAGUGACACACAUCUCCUGGUAGCCAGGGAGACUACCAUUGUGGCAAAUGUCCGACUUUGGGAAGUGACCCACAUCUCCUGGUUGCUAGGAAGACUACCAUUGUGGCAAAUGUCCGACUUUGUUUAGUGACCCACAUCUCCUGGUUGCCAGGGAGACUACCAUUGUGGCAAAUGUCCGACUUUGUUUAGUGACCCACAUCUCCUGGUAGCCAGGGAGACUACCAUUGUGGCAAAUGUCCGACUUUGGGAAGUGACCCACAUCUCCUGGUUGCCAGGAAGACUACUAUUGUGGCAAAUGUCCGAUUUUGUUUAGUGACCCACAUCUCCUGGUAGCCAGGGAGACUACCAUUGUGGCAAAUGUCCGACUUUGUUUAGUGACCCACAUCUCCUGUUAGCCAGGGAGACUACCAUUGUGGCAAAUGUCCGACUUUGUUUAGUGACCCACAUCCCCUGGUAGACAGGGAAACUACCAUUGUGGCAAAUGUCCGACUUUGGGAAGUGACCCACAUCUCCUGGUUGCUAGGAAGACUACCAUUGUGGCAAAUGUCCGACUUUGUUUAGUGACCCACAUCUCCUGGUAGCCAGGGAGACUACCAUUGUGCAAAUGUCCGACUUUGUUUAGUGACCCACAUCUCCUGGUUGCCAGGGAGACUACCUUUGUGGCAAGCGUCCGACUUUGUGAAGUGACCCAUAUCUCCUGGUUGCAAGGGAGACUACCAUUGUGGCAAAUGCCUGACUUUGUUUAGUGACUCGAUGUGUCCUUCUCUGAAUCUUUACUAUUGAGAGUUUUGCUUAGUUGCAACCCUGCAGUGAAAUGCAUCUCUUUACAUUAUCGCCAUCACAAGAAGGAUUAAAGUACUAGCCAUGUGUACUGAAUAUUGGCUAAGCUUUGUUUUCUUACCUAUGCCGGGGUAGGGCCAGUUUUUUUACCUUUUUUUUUCUUUUUUUUCUUAGGAGACUAUUCACACGGCCGUGGAAAGUGUGUACAACACUCUGCAGAGGUGGGAGCUGUUGGGGCUUAACGUGGUAGUAUACUCCGACUCGAGAUCCGCCCUUGAGAUCUUGGGUCGGGGAGCGGGUACCUCUCACUUGGUUGGCGCCAUCAUGGAUGACGUGGGCAAGAUCGAUGGGAUAGGAGGAAUGGUAACAGUGCUGGCGGUUCAAGGCCACGUUAACGUCAGCGACAAUGAAAAAGCGGACACCUUGGCGAAAACCGGGGCUGCCCAGCCUCAGUCAGAUGUAUCAGAAACUCAUCUGGUUGUACAAAACUGGUUGGCGGACCAUUUUCGCACAAAAUGGUUCAGGGAGUGGGCAGACAACACGACAGCAAGAGGUGUAUUCGCUAACUUGCCGUAUCCUAGCAGACAAGACACCUGGUGGGGGUUAGGUCGCAGGCAGCGGAGCUAGUGACGCAGAUGCGUACCGAGCACUGUCCCAUCGGCAUAUAUUGGAACAGGGACCCUACCUGCCGGCAUUGCAGCCUGGUCCCAGAAACACUAGCGCAUCAGUUGACCGAAUGUCCCUCUCUAGACGUUUCGAGGGGAGGCCAGGGUGGUGGGAAAGCCCUACGUAAGGGAAAUGUUAUAUGGCUCAGCUCAGCAGUUGGAAUUGAUUGCCUAAAUGUACAAGCCGGGGUUAUAAGAGAGUAAUCUUAAACCCUCAACAGAAAAUGUGUCUUGAUUACAAGGAUUAAAUUCAGACAAAAAUAAUAUUUCAGAGUUGUGGAGUCGGUUUUUUGGCUCCAACUUUGGAGCUAAGCUCUGUAAAAUAUGAGGCCAGAUUCAGUUGUUGUUUCUUACAUAGGAUUCGCUAUGAUUAUUUAAAAAUUAUAUUUCUUGUUUUGUAAUGUUUAAUUGUGAAAUAAACAGGAACAGGUUCUGCCACUUUCCAUUCUGGAAAUUCCCCACUUUGUGCUGCAAAUAGAAACAAAGGGGGAAAAAAUAGUUGACCCUCUCCUUAGUUUAGAACAUUUUCUCUUAGCCUGGAGUGCCUAAAAUGCUUGUUCGUUUAAGGCCUUUAUAGAAAAAACAACAACUUUGCCUAGCUUUGAUAUAUAAAUAUGCCACCAUAUUAUAUCCUGUUUACGUUAUUGCGCCUUCAAAAAUGUAAACAACACCAGUAUUAUUUCAUGUGUGAAAAGUGGUGUACCCUAAUGGAUGCGUCAAAUAAACCCAAAAGAAACAUAGAUUAUAAUAAUGUAAUAUGCAUAUUUUUAAUAGGAGGUGAUGGUCAUCCGCACUUUUCACAAAGUUUUUCGCGGCAAGGCAAUCAUCAUAACAUGGCUUCGCAAUGGUUUUGUUAUGCAGAUUUAGGAAUUGCCUGGAAAAAGAGGGGGAGGGGGGGAGACAGUAUGACAAAUUCAACCCUUAAUUUACGGGGGUAUAAUUAACGAGCCUGUGUAAAUGCACGUGGAUACAGAAAGAAGGGUAUCCAUCACUGGUUCUCUAAUAUCUAGAUCAUGACUUUUAAACUGGGGCUCGUGGAUUGGAUUUUGAGGAUCCGUGAGAUAAAGUAAAUAUGAACCGAUUUGACUUUCACAAAACUGAAGAAAAAAAACACGCCAUUUUUAAUUUUUUUUUAAAUGAUUCCCAACUUAUAGCUCAAGCAGAGGCGUAGCGAUGGGGGGGGGGCAGGGGGACAGAUGUCCCCGGGCGCAAGCUAGUUAGGGGCGCCAAAAUGUGCUUUUAUAUUAUAUUAUUGGUAAAAAUAAUGGGUUUUAGAGUUGAAAAAAAGAAAAGGGGGCGCUUUAAAAUGGAUAUUGUCCCCGGGCGCCAAACACCCUCGCUACGCCACUGAGCUCAAGUGGUCGAUUAGUUUAAAGUAAAUAAGUCAUGAUUUGUAGUUGCAUAAAAAACAACGACAAACUGUCUUGUUUCAGACAUGCUGAUGGUGACCUAUGUCUGUUCAACGGCUGUGACAUACAUACUAUUGAUUACCUUUUAACGUACUAGUCAACAGUAGCGGACGUAAAAUGUAAAAAGUAAAUAUGAACCGAUUUGACUUUCACAAAACUGAAAAAACACGCAAUUUUUAAAAAAAAAAUUUAAAAUGAUUCUCAACUUAUAGCUCAAGUGGUCGAUUAGUUUAAAGUAAAUAAGUCAUGAUUUGUAGUUGCAUAAAAAAAACCAACAGAAAUGCUGAUGGUGACCUAUGUCUGUUCAACGGCUGUGACAUAAAUCAAAUAGAUUACCUUGAACGUACUAGUCAACAGUAGCGGACGCAAAAUGUAUCUAGCGUCAGCCAAUGUGACGUCUUAUCUAUCAUAUAGGUAAUACAAAUUGCUACGCAUAGCUCUACUUCAAACCCAUGCGUGCACACCCUCGCAAACAGAAGGUUGGUAUAACGUUAGCUAACACUCGUCUCAUGGUCCGGUGGCGUUUGCUUGAAAUUGGGAAACUCGCGGAGGAGCUGAAAAAAUCUAUAAAUAAAACACAUACAAAAAAAAAAAAAAAAAUUAAAUAAAAAAAAAAAACAGAAGGUUGGUAUAACGUUAGCUAACACUCGUCCCAUGGGCCGGGGGCGUUUGCUUGAAAUUGGGAAACUCGCGGAGGAGAUAAAAAAAUCAAUAAAAAAAACACAUACAAAAAAAAAAAAAAAAUUAAAUAAAAAAAACUUGGAAAUGUCUACGUCUUGCCCUUGUUUUACAUCAUGGAAAAACAACUAAAAGCCCCCAACACUUAUAAAUUAAAAAGGAUUUUAAUAUUGAAGCGUGUAAAAUCCAAUCCAGUCCAACAAUUUUACGCUGAAACUUCAACAAAUUUUUUUACAUGUAUUUUAAAAAUGAUUAGUCUUUUACCAUAAGGGAUCAAUCAUUGAAUUUCUCAAAUAAGCUGAUCCGAGUAACAUCUUUUGAUUUAUUCCGUAGAUCAAUGCAAACAUAGUUUUGGAGUCUUGUUGCUACAAGGAAAACAAUAAUAAACACAGGUAAAGGGGCGGUGGUAUACAUACUAUUGUUCGCACAUGUUACCCGAUAUUUUAUCUGCAUCAUUAUAAAGUUUAGGUUGGGACCUUCUGGUCGAGGUCAAUACAUUAAUGAAGAACGUUAUUUUAAGGAAAAUUCAACGUGUUUUUUUUUUUUUAAAUACAACAACGCCACACCCCCACUCUGUAGCAUAGGUGGAGUGUGUUGUGGCGCCCGGGGUGGUCCUCUUGAUUGUCCCACCACAUACCUUACACGAUACCCAUCAGGCAUAAGGCUUAUAAAGUUUAUGCAGUGGACCAAAAAAGUGUCAUUUGUGCCCCGCGGGGGGUGGGAUUGGGGAGUGAGGAUUGCCCUUCCACCACCUUCAAUCUCCCUAACCCCCCCCCCACCCCCCUUACAAAUCAUGAUAAGUUUUGCUUUUUAAAGUUUUAUACACGUCGAAGAUGAUGAUUUUUUGAAUCGUAGGAGAAUGACUCUGAUGACUAGGAUGAGAGUACACAAUUUGAUGUUCUGGGUUUUGUCACGUCAAUAGGAUGCACUGUGUGAUAGGUCUUUUCAAGGCGCAUCGAGAUCCAUGCAAAAGAUUUUUAUUGUGUCCCAUUGUCUAUUUCCCCAGCCACACCAUUAACCUGUUCCCAGAUUUAUUACAGAGGGACACACGCAUCUCCCCCUAACAGUAUCAUUAAAAUAUGUGACCCAAGCAACCUUGCAUGGCUAUUAUUUUUUUAAAAGGAUUAUCUUGUGCACCAGAUGUCGGAAUUUUAUAUAAAAUCCCCCCCCCCAUACCAUUGAACAUGACGAAGCUUUGUCUUUUUUUAAAAGGAUUAUCUUGUGCCCCAGAUGUCGGAAUUUUAUAUAAAAUCCCCCCCCCCCCCUCAAUGAUCUAUUGAGUCACAUGACAGCAGCUAACAUUGUGCAUCAUAUGUCUAACACCUAGAGCAACCACGGCUUACUGACAUGGGGCUGAAAACUCUUCUGGAUAAUGUUGCGAUCAAAGUGUUGUUCCCGAACGGGUGAUGACGCACCGUGUUCAUCCAACGGUUAAAUUGUCUCGGGGCCAUGAGAAGGAACAGAUUACAGUUUUUUUAAACGACCCUUGUUGACUUCGUUACGCGGCUUUGCUUUAAAAGGAAAAAAAAAAAACAAAAAAAAACUUUAAAAAUCAAAAAAAGAUUUUAACGAAACUGAAAGCGUAAGAAAUGUAUUCAGAUCCGUGGGAUGACUAGGAAGGAUGAGAAAGACGUAAUCCGGAACUCUUUAAGACAUUUAAGGGAGAAAACCCUAUCAAGAUAAAUUCAGGUUGUUCAAGUAGAAAUUGUAGACUGUUUUUUUUAAAAUUUAUAUAAACAACCCCCCCCCCCCCCCCCACCCCCCCCCCCCAAACACACAGUAAAGAAGAUUCUUGUGAGGACUGCAGCUGUUGAAUACGCCAGUCAAGGAAUGUCACAAUAGCUUUGCACUUAAUAAUAAACCAUAACGUGAAGGAAUUCAGAAUGUCAAGGUCAGUCGUAAGUUACCCCGCCUGUUGUUAUUAACCCGCAGACACAGAUCGUCAACGUCUUUUUGACGCCAUUGUAUUAGGAUUUAGCUGUUGUUACCCGGAUUCGAAAGAUGUCCACUGUCUUUCUGCCCGCUGCUGUAAACGUGACCUCAUGUCCAAGAAUGGCCUCGACGUCAGAAAUAUAACGGCGUGUUCUGGACACUGCUGUGAAAAGUACACAUCUUGCCGAACAUCAUUGAGGGCAUAGAACAAUAUUUAUUCAUGAACAGUCUAACAAUCGCUUUACCCGUAUUUUAGAAUCGAGUUACUUUAAUUUAGAGGUUUAAAAAAAAGGUAACAAUAUUAUUUUGAUAGAUAAAAACCAAGAAACGUCUUUUUGGAAACAAAGACUAAAAAAACCACUUUAAAAAUAAUGAUCCAGCGAGUGAUAGAUAGGCUGCCGAGACCCAUUUUUUAAAAAAAAUAACUUUUUCUCUUACUGUCUUCUAGGAUACUACAUUACAAAUAUGUCUUUAAAAUAAAUUUAUAUCGUUUUUAUUUUUGUUCGUCCCGCUGAAGAAGGCUUCUUGCCGACACAUUCGUUGUUUUGUUGCGCACUCCCCCCUCCCCUUUUUUUUUUCCUUCUUCUUCAGGUUUUCCCAUACUUUGUUUCGCGCUUUUCCUUUUUAACAAAAUACAUUUUAUUUUGUUGUCGAUUUUGUAUUAGAUAUGUGCGGACAUGUCAAUACUUGAGUUUAGUGCUAUCGAGUCUCCCAGUGGACAAACGCCCCCACCCCCCUCACCCCCCCACACACACACACAAUCCGCGUCAGUUCUUCGCACUAUGACAUGGUGGAAAACCUGUGGAAGAAAGGCAAUGCAAAAUGGGGGACGCUCCUUUUUCUCUUCUUCUCUACCCUGUGUACAUUUCUUAUUGCUUCAACAUGAACGCGAUCCUCCCCUGUCAUUACUCUUUCAACUCGAGCCUGACUGCUACUCUUUGUCCUUACUGGUCUCUCAACUUUUUCAUGACGUGUGUAUCAGCCAAGCUGGUCUGUCUGUGCCACUCUUGUCUGUCUGUGCUACGCUUGUCUGUCGGUGCUGCGCUUGUCUGUCUGUGGUGGUGUGCUUGUCUGUAUGUGGUACGCUUGCCUGUCUGUGGUACGCUUGUCUGUCUGUGAUACCCAUAUCUCUUAUCUGACUGUGGUACGUGUGUCUGUCGUGUGUCUGGCUGUGUAGUUUUGCUUUCAAAGGUUUCUUAGUCGAAAUGUGCGCUUCUUUUUCUUUUUUUAAAAAUUCUCCUUCGGGUUUUUCAUAUCCUAUAAAUAUUUCUUAUGGCAUGGUGGAAAGUUUGACGAAUGGAAGGGUAGCGGGGAAAUCCAUCUUUAGGCUGCGGUACCGCGCUAUAUAAAACCACUAAUAAUAAUAAAAAUGUACAAAAUGUAGUAAAUGUACUACAUGUCAUAAAUAUACUACAUGUCAUAAAUGUACUAAAUGUCAUAAAUGUACUAAAUGUGCUGGGUGCUGGGUGGCCGAGCGGUCUAAACGGUCUCAAACCAAACAGCUGGUGGUCUGGAGUUCAAUCCCCACCAAAAGCAAAUCAUCCCAAGCACCCCGGGUAGAUGGGACUCGCUAGCCCUGGACGGCAACCCAUCUAAGAGAAGGCAAACUCUGAAUUUAAACCAGGAGCCAGAAUGAUCAACAAAUUGAUCGUGGGCACCUCAAAUAUAAGAAGAAGAAGAAUAACAAUAAUAAAUCAUAUAUAUAUAUAUAUUUUAGCUUCUCUCUGUUGACAUUUCGUCUGCAUUUUGGAACCAUCGAUUUUGACGUUAAUUGAGAGCCAAUGAAAACGCUCGGAAUUGUUCGCUAAACAUGAUUAAUUCGCUAAACAUUAAUUCGCUAAACAUGUCUAAUUCGAUAAACAUGAUUUAUUAAUCUUAAGGGAGAUUAAUGUGCUGUUAAUUCAACACGCCCCCUCCACUCAUUUGGGGGGGGGGGACCCGAUUUAUUUGCGUCAUUAAAUAAAGUCCAGUAAUCUAAUCAGUGUGUUAAAACAUAUGACGCCCCUGGAGUCAGAGUGAGAGAUCAUGUCUGCAUUGCGCACUUUCGCAUUUGCUGGUCCAACUAUUUGGAACGCCCUUCCUGUCGAUCUCAGAAACAACCAGACACUGGAGUCCUUUAAAACAGAUUUCAAGACACAUCUAUUUCGCAAACACCUUCUGGGAUGAUUGUCAACCUUAUUUUCCAGUUAAUGCAAAAUGGCUGUGUUGCUUGGGGUUGAAAUGGCUAGAAAGACUUUGCCAUUGUAUGCUAGUAAUUAGUUUUUGUAGUGUUGCGUUUGUUUUAAAUGUGGUAAAUUAUAGAUUUGUAUUUCGUUGACUUUUUACCGCGCUUCGAGCCUUUGGGGAUGAAGCGUGUUUUUGAAAUGAACUUUAUUAUUAUUAUUAUUAUUAUUAUUAUUAUUAUUAUUAUUAUUAUUAUUAUUAUUAUUAUUAUUUUUAAAAAAAAUAUCCUUUCUUCCCAGGUGGUGAUAGCAUCACAGGUCGGACCACAACGAAGUCUGACAGCCACGCCCAAUAAAUAUAACGACAGGACAGCGUUGUUACAUUCAGAUCACCUUGCGAUAUCCACGUCAGCCCCCCAGAAAUCUGUCAGUUGUAACAGUAGACGAGCCGAUACUAGCAGCUCCUCGAUGCCAUGAAAAUACGUUGGACACAGAUGAAGACCUACAGAAUGCGCGGACUCUGUGUUUUUGAUUGUACUUUGGGAUCUUCUCUUUUUACUACGCUGGACAGAUACGUGAUUUCGACAACUGAUGUGUUAGCGUAAUCAUGAAUUCUCACGCUCAGGGGCAGAUCUUUCGCCCCACGCCAUUGCAAGAGGGCAGUGAAAAUAUCAGACAUUAAAUUCAUAACUGAUUAUAAAUUCGCCAUUGUGAAUAUCCAAUGGAUAUUAAUGAAGGUUUAUUUAGCAGAAUGUUUCACUAUAUAUAAUAUUCAAUAAAAAAUUCAUUCUACAAUAUACGUAUAACGGAAUUGAACGAUUUUGGAGAAGUUUAAAAUUUUCGUAAAAAAUUCAAGCGUCCAGUUUGUGAUGGAUGGGAUAAACAUCCUUAAAUCAGUGCAACGUCCGACACCCGGACCGUCUGUGCAAUGCUCGACACAAUAGACACAUUCAAGAUGUCGACCACUUCAGAUGUGUUGAAUGGACGAGGCGUUGUUCAAGCUUCAGACAACCUCACCGCGGGUGAUGCUGGCAAUGCUGCGACCAACAGCACGACAAGUCUGACAGACAUGAACGACGCCAAGGCCGAGACCCUCAUCUCUGCCAUGGUGCUUCUUGGAAUCCUGAUGAUCGUCGGCAUCGUGGGGAAUUCCCUAGUGGUGUACGUGUUCUGCUUCAAGAUGAAGACCGGCACACAGAACAUCCUCAUCGUCCUCCUGGCCGUGUUCGACCUGCUCAGCUGCUGUCUCUCCAUCCCGAAUGAGAUCGCCGACAUGAGGUACUUCUUCAUGUUUGGCUCGGAGGAGGCUUGCAAGAUCAUGAGGUUUGUGAUACUCUAGAAAGAGAUACUCUACUCAGGAUUUACUUCUAGUAUGCAAAUGAUUAAGAAAUAAAUACUCUACUCGGGGAUUACUCCUAGGCAGUGUUUCUUUCAGUAAUUUUAGGGGGGUGAGCAGUUGAUUUAUUGUUUAUUGUUGGACAUAUUGGCUUUCCCCGGGGGUGGGGGGCACUGCCCCGGAGAUAUAGCUGAAAGAAACCCUGCUCCUGGGCAGCAAACGAUAAAGAAAUAAAUAUUCCACUCAAUGAUUACUCCAAGGCUGCUAGGAUGCCUUUUCCAUAUAAGCUGCAAAUGCUAAAGCCACUGCACAUGUUUUUGUUCCCCGUGUAAAAAGUAGGAAGUGAUUAUUUGCUUAGCAAAUAUUUUUAUUAACUUUUCCAUGUUCAGUAAUAGAAGAGACAAUAAAUGUAUUAAAAGUUUUAAGUUUGUUUUCUUAUUUAUUUAUAAUUUUUCAAAACGCUAUUAUUAAAUUAUGUAUUUUUCCCCUCAUCAAAUUGGUUUCAUUUCAUUAAAAAAUUCAUGUGAUUAAUUAUUAAAAUCUGUAUUAAGUAAUAAAAAUACCAUUAAUUUUUUGUGAACAUUUAAAUUUCUCUAGAUUCAUCAACACUUUCUGUGCCAUUGGCUCCAUCCUUACACUACUCGUCAUCGCCGUCGACCGCUUCCGGAAAAUCUGCAGACCGUUCAAGUCCCAGAUGCGCAACAAGCACGUCAAGCUGUCUCUCAUCCCAAUCCUGGGCGGGGCCGUCUUCUUUAGCUGGCCGGCCUUCGCCCUGUACGGACUUCGAACGACCGAGACAGACGUCCCGGGGCUGGACGGCUACGACUGCUCCACGCCCAAUGGUAUCGGCGAAACGAUCAUCCCGCUGCUGUACAACCUCGUCCUGUUCGCCUGCUUCAUCAUCAUCACCUGCGCCCUCGGCGCCCUGUACUUCUGCAUCCUACGGGAAACGAACCGUCACAACCGCUACAUGAAGCGGAACUCGGAUUUCAACCUGUCGUCUUCCGGGCAGUACAACGAUGACUCGGGGUCCAGCGUCGACCUGACGCCGGUGGCGAACCAGCAUUCGGCGUCGAGCUCGAUCGCUGCGGCGCCGGCUCUGGUCGUGUAUAAUUCUGCCGUCUUCGACUACAGCUCUGAACUAAUCUUUCCCCAACCAACCACAGACGGAGACCAGUCUCCGACCGGGGACUGUUCGAACACAGCAGACAUUUCGCGUAAAGCUUCCACCGUGGACUCUGAUGUAGAAAAAGUGACUCAGAAUGCUGAAACAGCUCCUCAUCAAGGGUCUGAUAUCAUUUCAACGGAGGUUUCGAACAGAGUGUCAAAUGGAGAAAUAACAAGUGGAGAAAAGACAACUCGGGACGUUCCCAUAACGGUAACGGUUGGACGCAAACCUUCGAUAUUAAUCACUGGAAAAUCCGGGUACGUCCGGAAAGACUUAAAAAUCGCCAUAGUGGAGCCGAUAGAGUCUUUCCGGGUCCCGCCCAGCACCAAACACAAGCGUCAUCGCAUCAAGAGCAAGACGACCAUCAUCGCGUUUCUGGUGACCCUCGUAUUCGUGCUGAGCUUCCUGCCGCACCUCUCGCUGCAGGUGGCCAAGAUGAUCAACAAGGGAUUCGAUUACCAUCUCCGGGGUGCGGCGCUGGUUGCGUAUAACAUUUUCCUGAGAUCGUAUUUUAUCAAUUCGGUGUCGAAUCCGUUCAUCUACGGUGCGCUUAACUUAAAGUUCAAAGGUGAAGUGAAGAAGUUACUGCUAAGAAUCUGCCACAAAAAAUAA